Rangifer tarandus platyrhynchus (Svalbard reindeer) is the source of this 936-nucleotide messenger RNA. Lineage: Eukaryota; Metazoa; Chordata; Mammalia; Artiodactyla; Cervidae. The record is from the annotation of a GenBank genome assembly.
AUGCAAUUUCAUGUGUCAACUGGUUUAAACCUCACGAUAGCCCAUAGUGUUGAUACUGUUAUCACCCUCAUUUCACAGGCGAUGAAACCAGGUCCCCGCGAGGUUGAGUCACCAGCCAAGGUCGCACAGCUCAGAAGCAGCAGUCUGUCGGUGGACUUCGAUUUUCUGUUUUCAGCAUGCGGAGGGGGGCGGGGCGGCAGCUGCGAAGGAAGCUGCCGGGGAACUAAGCUUGGAGAGAGAGGAAGGAGGAAGGAACUGCCGAGAAUACAAAGCCAGCGAAGAGGGAAAGGGAUGGGGAAUCUCCCCACCCCAACCCAGGUCGCGGAUGAAGGUGCCUGCGCACCUGGGUACCUCGGGAUCCGGAAAGGCCGGAGAUGGGGACCAGUGUCUGCCCUGGGGGCUCCGCAGCUGCGGGGUGAGGCUCCUGGGGAUGAGCACAGACUUACCAGUCCGGGCGCUCACCUGGUGGCCGGCUUGGAGGUGGCGGCGGUGGUUUACCAAACCUUCCUGGGUCCCCUUUCCUUCGCUCCACCCUUGGUGGGGGGCGUGUGGGCGUGGGGCGCCUGGGACCGGCCAGACCAGUGGGACGCAGGGCCCCAGCUGUCUGGGGAGGCUGUCACCUGGAGAAGGCAGGCUCUUCCGGGGCUGGGACAGCUGUGGGCGGUGGGAUGGCUCAUAAAUACCACCAUCACACUGGUUCCCCGAGACGCGCGCGUGCUGGGAGCUGGCGUCCCAGAGGGUGAGCCGGGGACCGGAGGGAAUCCCCAGCCCCAGGUCCCGGUCCCCGGAUUGACAGUCCCCACCAGCUUCUGCGCUGGCAGGGAGGUCCUCCACAAGCAGGAGAUCCGAACUGGAGCGGGAGGGGAAGGGCUGGGGAGAAGGAGGGUGGGUAUGCAAGCGCAGGGCCCGGAAAUAGGGAGAAAUUGGGGUCACUAA